UCCACCUCUGAAAUCCUAACUCCAUCAUAUAGGUGCCAGCUCGGAAGCCAAUUCCAUUUUUUUGUAGUGUUUUGAUGUUUUCAUCUUCUUGCGUUGUGAUGAUAUACUAGUUCUGUCAGUGUCUGUCUAUCCAUUCCACCUUCUCUUAUUCUCACCGGUUGCUGACACGACCAGAAGUAGAAGAACUCGAACAACAAAAAUGGCGAUCAAAAGCUUAGAUUGCGUUACAGUAGAAGAUAUCACGGGGCUUGGGAUAUCUUCUGAUGCUGCAAAGAAGCUCCACGGAGACCUGACUGAAAUCCUCCGGGAAAACGCCAAUUCAGCUGCAGAUACAUGGAAGAAAAUCAGCAAGAGAAUUCUGAACCCUAAUCUACCUUUUGCGUUCCAUCAGAUGAUGUACUACGGAUGCUUCAAGGAUUUCGGCUCUGAUCCUCCUGCUUGGAUUCCCGACCAGGAGACUGCGAUCUUAACAAAUGUUGGUCGUUUUCUAGAGAAACGUGGAAAAGAGUUUCUUGGCUCAAAAUAUAAGGACCCUAUCACAAGCUUCUUGGAUUUCCAGGAAUUUUCAGUCUCCAACCCUGAGGUUUACUGGAAAAUGGUAUUAGAUGAAAUGAACAUAUCAUUUUCUGUACCCCCAUCAUGUAUUUUAUAUGAGCAUACCUCCGAGGGAGGUCAUUUGUCUUACCCUGGAGGUCAAUGGUUACCGGGGGCAAUUCUAAAUUGUGCGGAAAAUUGCUUAAAUCUGAAUGGAAAGAGGAGCUUAAAUGAUACAAUGAUCAUAUGGCGUGAUGAAGGAGAUGACAAUCUACCUGUGAAACAUAUGAUGCUUAAGCAACUCCGUUCAGAGGUCUGGUUGGUUGCAUAUGCACUUGAUACACUGGGCUUGGCUAAAGGAUCUGCAAUUGCAAUAGACAUGCCAAUGAAUGUUACUGCCGUUGUCAUCUAUCUAGCUAUUGUUUUGGCAGGCUAUAUUGUUGUAUCCAUUGCAGAUAGCUUUGCCCCUCUUGAAAUAUCAACACGACUCAAAAUAUCUAAUGCAAAAGCAAUCUUUACCCAGGAUGUUAUUAUCCGUGGUGACAAAAUACUACCUUUGUAUAGUCGGGUUGUUGAUGCUCAAGCACCUCUAGCAAUUGUUGUCCCUAGUAGAGGUUCUAGCUUAAAAAUGGAAUUGCGUGGCUGUGACAUGUCUUGGCAUGCAUUUCUAGAAAGAGUAGAACAUUUCAAAAAAGAUGAAUUUGCUGCAGUACAACAACCUGUAGAUGCAUUCACAAACAUCCUGUUUUCAUCUGGAACUACAGGGGAACCAAAGGCAAUUCCUUGGACCCAUGCAACUCCUCUCAAGGCUGCUGCUGAUGCAUGGUGCCACAUGGAUAUUCAAAAAGGCGAUGUUGUUGCUUGGCCUACUAAUCUUGGUUGGAUGAUGGGUCCUUGGCUAGUUUAUGCUUCCCUCUUGAAUGGGGCUUCCAUGGCCUUAUAUAAUGGAUCUCCCCUUGGCUCUGGAUUUGCAAAGUUUGUACAGGAUGCUAAAGUGACCAUGCUCGGUGUGGUUCCAAGUAUUGUUCGGGCAUGGAAAAAUACCAAUUGCACAGCUGGUUUUGAUUGGUCUUCUAUUCGAUGCUUUAGUUCAACUGGUGAGGCAUCCAACGUAGAUGAGUAUCUAUGGCUGAUGGGGAGAGCUCACUACAAGCCUGUCAUUGAAUAUUGUGGGGGUACUGAGAUUGGUGGUGGAUUUGUUUCUGGGUCAUUGUUGCAGGCUCAGUCAUUGGCUGCAUUCAGCACACCAGCUAUGGGUUGCACCCUGUUUAUCCUUUGCAGUGAUGGAAAUCCUAUUCUGCAAAACACACCAGGAAUUGGUGAACUGGCCCUUGCUCCUAUCAUGCUUGGAGCUUCAAAUACACUGCUCAAUGCCAAUCAUUAUGAUGUCUACUUCAGGGGAAUGCCCAUGUGGAAUGGGAAGGUUCUUCGGAGGCAUGGAGAUGAGUUUGAGUGCACUUCUAAAGGAUAUUAUAGAGCACAUGGUCGUGCGGAUGAUACAAUGAAUCUUGGGGGAAUCAAGGUAAGUUCAAUUGAGAUUGAGCGCAUCUGUAAUGGAGUUGACGACACUAUCCUUGAGACAGCAGCCAUUGGGGUGCCACCAGUUGGAGGUGGUCCUGAAAAAUUGGCCAUUGCUGUUGUUUUCAAGGAUUCAAAUAGCUUGCCAGAUGUGGAUCAAUUGAAGAUGAAAUUCAACUCCUCACUGCAGAAAAAACUGAAUCCUUUGUUCAGGGUCUCAGCUGUUGUGCCUGUAUCAUCUCUUCCAAGGACAGCCUCAAAUAAGGUCAUGAGAAGGGUUUUGCGGCAGCAAUUCUCUCAGCUUUAUCAAGCAAGCACAUCAAGGAUUGCAUCUGGUUUCUUGCUACAGAGUCCCCCACAAAGGCCAUCGACUUCCCUCUAACGAUCUCCAGGAACUGUAUCGCCUCGAAAUGAGGUAGCUCACAGCCAUCAGGUUUCCAUCUCCAGUACAAGUAGCCGGUAUCAGGUCUCCCAUGCAGCAUACAGUUUUGAGGACCAUGUAUGUGUUUGCAAGUUGUAUUUGUAUAAUAAGGUCCCUUGGAUUGCGGAACCCAUUCCCCAUUGAAUAUAUCACACUUCUUUAACCUGAACUUUGUUGAAUUAUUUACACUUUUUCUAUGAGAAGGGUAAGAUGAUGAGGAUGGACUCUGAUGGACAAAGGGAGGGAUGAUGGUGAAAAGAAUAAGGAUUAGGGUGAGGGCCAGAAGUGUUUUGGGGGUGUUGUACAGGUUGGUCUUCCCAUGAGGAAAGAUCGAUUACGGGAAGCUUCAUUGAAGAAAAGUAAGAAGAGUUGAUGCAUUUGGGGUAUAUAUAGGCCGGCGUGGACUGUGGAGAGUAUUGCGUGGAGGUUUUCAGUUCUUUUCUAUCGUUCUUUGUAUGGAUGUUGUACGUGUCAUGACUUGUGAAUGAAUGUUCAUUCUGAUAUUUAUGUUUUGAGUAUGGAAAAGACCGUUGAGGCCGCCCCUUUAUGGUGGAUAAGGACGUGUUUGGCGCAGAACUACGCCACCAUAUUCACCGCCACCUAUCUUAAGCAAAUGGUUGUAUUGAAGUUACUGACUUGCCCAUCUUAUUUAUGGAUUUUUUAUGUGGGAUUUAGGGUUUUGAAAUUUCAACGUGGGUAUAUGGAUUUUUUUUCUUCGCAUCAUUUAAGCAGUCUCUCAAGUCAGAAAGCUAUCAAGUAGUUUUGUACUAGGGGAUUUUUGUUAGGUUUGAACAGUGGAAUCUUCUCUCUCUC
Messenger RNA from Nelumbo nucifera (sacred lotus), 3286 nucleotides. It is a transcript of the gene AAE17, whose product is annotated as acyl-activating enzyme 17. The record is from RefSeq and is a predicted model, not a curated record. NCBI's taxonomy places the organism in Eukaryota, Viridiplantae, Streptophyta, Magnoliopsida, Proteales, Nelumbonaceae.